Mytilinidion resinicola is the source of this 474-nucleotide messenger RNA. RefSeq lists its product as uncharacterized. Lineage: Eukaryota; Fungi; Ascomycota; Dothideomycetes; Mytilinidiales; Mytilinidiaceae. The record is from RefSeq and is a predicted model, not a curated record. The transcript has a single exon. Bases 1 to 474 code for a protein of 157 amino acids.
AUGGCAACGCGCACGCAGCGCGCUCUCGAGACAAUGGGCCCUCCGCCAGGCGCGCGCAGAGUGGUGGAGGCCCCACAGGCUGAGGCCACCGUCACGCUAGAUGCUGCUAUCGCUGCACCAGAGUCCGUCGACUGUGCGACCCUUGGCGGGCGCUGCUAUCAGACAGACGCGCGCAGGGAAGCUCCGAUGGGCUGUGGGCGCGGUGGUCGCAAGUCACCACUCACCCUCUCCCGUACCCCCAGGUCUCUCCCUCCUUUUGCCCCGUUCCCUCUGCCACAGCACCCACACAGUCCCAUUGCUGCCACCCCCUCCCGCGCUGAGCCGUCUGCCCCUCGCCGCGCGCUGCAUGGGCUUAUCAUUGGCUUGAGCUCCUCAGCUUUCCGACAGCUGGCGCGAAUUGUGGCCGCGACGACACCACCCACCGCCCUCUCCAUCCCAUUGGACUUCGCCGUUUUUUCGAGCGCGGGCCAGUGA